This is a messenger RNA of Ylistrum balloti, 3033 nucleotides long. RefSeq names its product protein DDB_G0287365-like. The record is from RefSeq and is a predicted model, not a curated record. NCBI's taxonomy places the organism in Eukaryota, Metazoa, Mollusca, Bivalvia, Pectinida, Pectinidae. The coding region runs from base 1 to 3033 and encodes 1010 amino acids. The transcript is spliced from 21 exons.
AUGUUGUCCGUACGGUGGUUGUUGGUGGCGCUUGUAAUUGUGAGGACUAGCGCAAUAUGUCCUCACUCUAUUGCAGGGCUAAAGAAAUGGUCAGAGUCAUCUACUUGGCAAGAUGGUAUCCCAGAGGAAGGUGAGGACGUUACAAUAAGCACUCCUAUUUUACUGGAUGAAAGUCCUGGAGUAGAUUUGAAUAGCAUAACGAUAGUAUCAGGCGGCCAGCUGGUGUUUGCUCCAGACAGCGACUUAGUUCUGCGGACAUGUUACAUUCAUAUUGAUGGAGGACGCCUAGACAUAGGAUCCGAGACUUGUCGCUAUACAGGCAAUGCGAAGAUUCAACUUCUCGGGAACGUAAAUGAUACCUAUACAGUCCCAGGAUUUGGACGGAAGUUUAUUGGAGUCAAUUUCGACGGAACGUUGGAAAUACAUGGAACGGAGAAACUACCAUGGACAAAAAUAUCAAGCACGCUGGAAAAACUGGGAGAAGACGCUUUCACGUCUAGAGAUGUGAUAAACAAGGAAGACAAUAUCAAGGGCCUGAUUGUUAAAUCUUAUGAUCCGGCGACAGGAACAGAGGAUAGAAAUCAAGGUGUCUUUCAUCUAGGCUCAUCUAACGAGAAGAGCGUGACAAAGGCAACCGAUGCGUUCAUCACUUAUGUUGACGGUAUACCGGAUGGGAACAUAGUGGCCAUUGCUGUACGCAAAUUUAUCGUGGACAGGGAAAAUGCCGUGGACAGAUCACGAUUUUAUGACGCUCUGGAGACGCUUGGUUACGGAAAUGUGACAGGAGAAAGUAAAAUAAGGGAUUUAGUGUUUUAUGAUGGAUUCGCCAUGAUCUUGACGAAAGGUGACCCAACAAAGACUGUAGAGGGAUUUGAGCCUUACAAAGUAGGAGGUAUUCACCAGACGUCUACAGCGUCAUACAUUUCUGAAGAAUCAAACCUGAAAUACUUCGUAUUCAGCUACACCAGAUCUAGAGGGUUCGGCAAAUCAUUUGUCGAAUUCCAGGUCACACACGUUGCACAAUCGUGUCCCAUCAUUGAUGUCAUUGAUGACGUCACGUCAUGGAAAUCAGGUGACCGUGUCAUCGUCACAUCUACUGAUUAUGACUGGGAACAAGUGGAAGUUGGCAAAGUGAUGGACUGUGACGAGUGUGAUAGUAAACAGGUCAAGAUCGACCUAUCUCCGAAAUUCACCCAUUACGGAAAAAUCUACAAGAAUGUUGACAUGCGAGCUGAAGUUGCUGUUCUUACCAGGAAUGUGGUUAUCGAAGGUAUGAUGGUGGAUUUUGCAGACGAAUUUGGCGGCCAUAUAAAGGCUCUCAAGGGAUUCAAGAACUUCCACAUUGAGUACGCGGAACUUGUUCAUAUGGGACAAUCUGCAUCCAAAGGUAACUAUCCAAUACACUGGCAUCUCUGUGAGGAUGUCCGUGACCCAGAUGAUUACCCCUCCCCUACAUAUGCACGAGGAAACGCAAUCCACCAAACGUACGCAAGAUGUGUUACUGUUCAUGGUACACAUGGUGCUAAGGUGAUGGAUAAUGUCUGUUUCGACAGCAUCGGUCACGGCUUCUUUCUGGAAGACGGAGGCGAGAAAUGGACAACUAUUACCGGUAAUCUUGGUGCCGGUCAAUUGUUCGGCGAGCUUAUAGACACUGACAACAUGAAACCCACUACUUUCUGGAUUACUAACCCCCUGACCGUGCUAGAGAAUAACGUAGCGGCCGGUGGACAAGGAAUAGGUAUAUGGUACGUUUUUCCUGAGGAGCCCAUGGGACCAUCAACGAAAAAGAAUUACAUGCAAUAUGGGGAAGCCCAGCAAACAGCAAUCACCAAGUUUGAUAAUAACGUCGCACACUCUAAUAGGCUUGACGGUUUGAGAUUUGACGAUAGAUUGGAUGAGAACGGGACUGUUAUGCAUAACAACCAGUAUACACCAUUGGUGACUCCCCUGGACAUCGAUUCCGAGGAACAACUAGUAGAAUUUAGCAGAAUAACAGCAUAUAAGAACAGCAGGAAUAACGCUUUGUUGAGAGGAGGAUACAUCCAAGUAAAAGAUUCCUCAUAUACCGCUGGACAGUCGGUGGUAAACUCGGUGUUUGUAGGAGAUUCUGACAACAAAGGGGAACCUGUAGGACUACUUGACAGGUCGCUUCCAAAUCUGGAUCAACCGGACGCACCUCGUUUGGGUUUGGUGAUCGGAGGUGGACCGCUUCUAGCUGAUGACUUGUGGUUUGGAGACUAUCGAAAUAACGCGCCCUAUCCAGUAGGCGCAGUAUCCUUCACACGUAAUCCAUUUCAGUUCAGGUCCUCUCAGAACACUUUACGAAAUGUUGGCUUCGGAUUCGAUGACGAUUCUGAAGGAAAUAGAAUCCUUCAAACGGAGUCAAUCACACAGGAGACCGAAGACAGAGUCAGAGUGGACAUUUUCUACGAUGAAAGUGGCGAUAUUACGUCCAUUCCAGGUGCCAGUGUUGUCCGUCCUUUAGAUUUCCAGAUGACCUCUAAUUGUGCAGUAAGAGAUUCUUGGGCAAUGGCAGUUUGUGAUGAAGAAUAUGCACAGCUUGCGAUCAGGGCUGAAAAGGACGAGACCGUGACAUUGAUGAGAUCUGAUGACGUCACGAACCUCAGGCAAACAUCAGACGACGAAGGUUCUGUGUCAGCUUUCAACGUCAUCUUAGGAGGAUUCUACAUGUACUUAGCAAAGUUCAAUUACGACAUAGCAGACAGCUUUUCACUAGCUGGUCUUGGCCUUGACAAGGGUAACGACAUCAUUGUUGGCGUGUGUGUUCCAAAGGACAUGACAUUCAAGCUCGUCUAUAAAACUCCUGAACGCAAGAAAGGAUCAUCCGUAGACAGCUUAUCUGCAUUAAAGUCGGACACCACUGGGUCAAAAUACUUUUUCGAUGACGAAGUUGGGUUGCGUGAUAUUCGUGAAAAUAAUGACAACAGAGACGUUCUCGACUACAACACUAAGACUAAGAAAUUGUCCAAACGGAAAGUGUCCAACUGCCGUUAUAAAAAAUAUUGUGACUGA